Notothenia coriiceps (black rockcod) is the source of this 1470-nucleotide messenger RNA. RefSeq lists its product as uncharacterized. Bases 40 to 1152 code for a protein of 370 amino acids. The record is from RefSeq and is a predicted model, not a curated record. Lineage: Eukaryota; Metazoa; Chordata; Actinopteri; Perciformes; Nototheniidae. The transcript has 10 exons.
AACAUCUUAGCCUCUGUUGAUCAUUUUAAAAUCAAAACCAUGACCAAACCAAACAAUGACUUUCUCCAACCUCAGCUGCAAAGUGGCCAGGGCCUACACACCCAGGAGAGCGGUGAGGAUGGCCUCUCCUCCAACAUGAAGCACACAUUCAUUGAUCAUAACAAUGGAAGUGUGCCUCUGCCUGUAGCAGAUAAGGGCAGCUGUGUGAAACCAAUUCCUAAGGAGGAAAGAAGCACAGUUGUCCCAUGGUCGCACACCUCAGUGUCUGAGUAUGCUACUGGUCCAAAAACACACACUGUGUUUGCUGAAGAAGGGUUCAAAAAACCGCCCACCCAAGCUGUGACGGACAACAUCCCAGAAGAGGAAGCUGUCAAGAUCGUAUCCGGCAAGACAGCCAUUACAGAGGAGCAUGCAGAGGUAGAAGGAGAUGAAAGCUGCACUAAGAUGGACUCUGGGGAAAUCCCUGAAACACCCAAAGGUCAAACGCUGGUCGGCAGAGAAGGGAGAAGCAAGGGAAGAACUGCUUCAAAGCACUGGAAAGUGUUACUACUUGUGAUUGCAUUCAUGCCUGUUGGUGUCUCGGAGGGCUCUUCUGCAGAUCAAGAUUGUAAAUGUAGAGACAUUCACCCCACCGCAGGCAAAUGCUAUACCUGCAAGGACAAGGACGGAUGCAGUAAAUUGAAGACAAUAUAUGAUUCCCGGGUUUACCUUAAUCCCAAAGAGAUUUACCAAGGAGACAAUACAAAGUUUCCAAGAUGCUCUGAAAUCUCUCCACCUGGUGAUAACUGUACUGUGUGCCUGGACCUGUCUUCUUCCAUCAAUAUCUUCUGCUCAGAGCACAUCGGACAAAUAAACCUGGUAGAAGGCAAUGGAAUGUACAUUGGCACCAUCUCCUUAAAAUGUGUAAAGCUGCAGCCCCCUGGCACAAACUCACAACCAAGUGUCUCACUGUCUAAUGUCUCACCAAAUCCAAAUGUGCAUGACAGCACACGUCGCGGAUUGAUUUCUAACUUUGGUGAACAUUCAACUGUGAAUGCACAUCUUGGAUUGAUUUGUAGCUUUGGCUUUUUGAUCGUGUUGGCAGCGCUGGGGAUCUCCUAUCAUUGCUACAAAAAAAGAGGAUUUCAAUGCGUCAACAGUGAAGAAGUCUGAGGAAAGAGGAAGUGUGUGGACUCACUGGAGGCAUUUCUGAUGCAACUGAUAAUGAUUUUAUUAUUCAUUUAGCUGUUGAUUGUUUUCUUAAUAAUGGUAAUAUAUAAUGGCAUUUCAUAAUAAUAUAUGUUUUGAAGUAGGAUACAGUGGAAAUACUCAAUUGAAGUACAAGUAUCUUAACGUGCAAUACUUGAGUAAAUGUACUUAGUGAAUUCCCACCUCUAAAAACUGGUUUCAGUUGUGCUUGCUAGCAAUGUAGAAAUAAGAGAGCUUUUUGCAAAAAUGGCGUAAUGCACAUGUAUCCGCUGUCUUAAUAAA